Messenger RNA from Eriocheir sinensis (Chinese mitten crab), 2320 nucleotides. Its product is annotated as traB domain-containing protein-like. The transcript is spliced from 13 exons. NCBI's taxonomy places the organism in Eukaryota, Metazoa, Arthropoda, Malacostraca, Decapoda, Varunidae. The coding region runs from base 125 to 2011 and encodes 628 amino acids. The record is from RefSeq and is a predicted model, not a curated record.
GUCUUGGCCUUGAAUUCUUAUCUGGUAACACUGCAACAAAACCUCCCUAGCGAGCCCCGUGUUACCUGUUAAUGACCUUAAAUACACCUUCCACAGGCCACGGAGGGUAAUUACAGAGUUGACCAUGAUGAAAGUAGGACAGGGAGGGGAAGGGGAGGAGGCAAUGGGGGGUGGGGGGGGCAUGGAGGUCAAGGAAGGGGGGGAUGGGGAAGGUCUGACCCUCCCCACCAAGUCCCCCUCCACCUCCACCUCCACCACCAAUAGUGUGAAUGGCACCUCCGAACCGCCCAUCCUCAGCCCAGACUCUGCCAUCGUCAUCACCCCCUCCACCCCCUCCCCCCCCGCGUCAACGGCAGCAUCGGACGAGAGUGCCGAGAGGGAGAAGAAGGGAAGGGAAAACAGCUUGAAGUCGAAGAGCGAGGACACAACAUCAUCGGAGGAAGGUUACGAGGAAGAUGACGAGGGAGAGAUGGAGGAGGAGGAGCUAUCAGAGGAGGAGGAGGAGGAGGAGGAGGUUGUUCUCUCCGCAUCCAUGCAGUUUCCUCUCGGCAAGUCAGCAGGAGUCCCCCCACCACCCACCACCACCACCACCACCACCCCUCACCCAUUGGAGGUGGAGGGGGGAGGGGGAGGUCUGGGGGUAACAGUGAGGAUUGAUUCUGCCUCUCUAUGGAAGGAAGCCCCGUGCCCCACCCCGAGCCCUGCCCCGACCCCGACUGCCCCAGCACCCCAAACCCAGAACCCUUCCCCGAAUUCCACCCCGGAUCCUGCCCCGAAAGACCCCCAACCACUUGCCCCGGAAGCACAGAUCACCCCCAAGACUUCCCCGCCCCUGGAAACCCCGAAUCCUGCCCCGAAGUCGACCAUGGAUGCCCCGAACGAACCCCAAGCCGAGGCCCCGAAAACCCCGAAGUCCGACCCGACACCAACCUCGGGAACUCAGAGCAAAUCAUCCGCCCCGCCCCAGGAAAGCCCCAGCCCCGCCAUGGAGGUCAACGGCGGGGCGGACGGGGCAAACGGGGCGGGGGUGUUCGGGGGUGGGGUGGUCCACCUCCCCGAUACAGUGACUAGGCUCGACACACCCCAGGGGGCAGCUGUAUACCUUGUGGGAACAGCGCACUUCUCCCGGGAAAGCCAGGAGGAUGUUGCUAAUACCAUCCGCGCGGUGAAGCCUGACGUGGUUGUGGUGGAGCUCUGCAAGGCGCGCACGGCCAUCCUUCAACUUGACGAGGAGACGAUUUUGCAGGAGUCUCGCAACCUAGACUUCAAGAAAGUUCAAAUGAUCAUGCGUCAACAUGGCAAAAUUCAAGGCGUAUUGUACCUCCUUCUGCUGUCCGUUUCCGCCCAUAUCACCAAGCAACUCGGAAUGGCACCGGGCGGGGAGUUCCGGACGGCCUUCGCUGAGGCCCGCCGCUCUGCCCCAGGGUGCCUGAUACAACUGGGGGAUAGGCCUAUACAAGUGACACUCUCUCGGGCCCUGGCAUCUCUCUCCUUGUGGCAUAAAGUGAAAUUGACCUGGCACAUUUUGACCUCCAAGGAGCCCAUUAGCAAGGAGGAGGUGGAGAGGUGCAAACAGCGGGACUUUAUACUGGAGAUGCUUGCGGAAAUGACUGGACAGUUUCCAGCGAUCAGUGAGGUGUUCGUUAAGGAGCGCGAUCUGUACCUUUGUCGUUCCCUCCAGGUGGCCGCGCACACCCCCCCAGGCAUGGCCCCCAGGGUAGUCGUUGGAGUGGUCGGCAUUGGACAUGUGCCCGGCAUUGUCGAGCGCUGGGGGACUGUUACUGACAGGGAUAUCGCCCCUAUCAUGAGGAUCCCGCCACCCACCCUCUCAAGUCGCAUUUUGAAGACCUCUGCCAAGCUCUCCUUCUACGGCCUCAUCUGCUAUGGGGUCUACCGAUGGGUGCUGCCCCGCCAAGCCCAAGCCGCCCUCGCCUCCACCCUCUCGGCCGCCACAGCUUCGGCCACCGCCUCCGCCCAGACCGCCCUCCAAAGCCUCGUCGAUAGAAAAUAGGGGUUGAAAGAGAUGAGCGACCUCGGCGACACCAGGGAGGAGGAGGAGGAGGAAGAGGAGGAGGAGGGGGUGAUAGGAGGGAAGAGGAAGAGGAGGAGGAGGAGGAGGAGGAGUGCUGUAGUGGGUUAUUGUAGUAGAGGAGGAGGAGGAGGAGGAGGAGGAAGAAGAAGAGGAGGAAGAUGGACCUAUGGAAGAAGGAAGAGAAGAAAGAAGAAGAGGAGGAGGAGGAAGAAGAGGAGAAGAGGAAGAUAGAUGUAUGGAAGAAGGAAGAGGAGGAGGAGGAGGAGGAGGAGAAAGAGAAGAAAAAGA